AUGUCAGGAACCCUAACGAUUCUCCAUCUUAUUGCAGACUCACAGAAGCAUGCGGUCAAUCCUGCUGCCCCGGCUACCCGGACUUCUGCUUCUAUCACCACCACCAAAGCUUCUACUUUUCAUACGUCCUCCAAAAACUCCGCAUGGAUUAUCGACUCGGGCGCUACGGAUCACAUGACAUUUGAUCCUGGCCAACUUAUUAAUCUCAAAUCAUCCACUCUGUCGGUGGUGUCUAAUGCUAAUAGUACCCCCUCCCCUGUGGUUAGGGAGGGCUCUCUAUCUCUCUCUACUUCCCUACAUCUGAUCCUCUAA
Molecule: messenger RNA, 312 nt
Organism: Prunus armeniaca (apricot)
Lineage: Eukaryota; Viridiplantae; Streptophyta; Magnoliopsida; Rosales; Rosaceae
Source: the annotation of a GenBank genome assembly